GCAGCUGGAUCUGAGCGAGUCGUUCUCGCUGAACGAUGGCGCAAACUACAAGAUGAGUUUGGUGGACGCGCAGAUCCCUGUGCUCAAGGAUCAGGCGCUGUGGUCUAGUCGGGACAAUAGUUCCUUGUUCCUGUAUGGCGGGCGCCGGGCAAGUAAUAUUAGUUUGGAUGAGAAGGUGUGGAAGUAUGGGGUCCAGGAGGGGAAGUGGAAGGUGCAGGAGACGAGUGCGGUGCCUGUGCGGUAUGAUGGUGGAGUGGAUGUCGAUGUGCCUGAGCUGCAGAGCGCGUACUGGCUCGGUGGGUAUCAGGACUCCUCGACAACAACCGCCAUCACCGAUAGUCGGCGGGUAUAUGCGACCAGACUGGUGGAGUUCAACACGACGACCGGCGAGAUCGCGGAGUUCGAGGCCCCCGUCACGCCUGUCCAGGACGGGGCGUUGGUGUAUAUCCCCGUCGGAGAGAAGGGGCUGCUGGUGUUUCUGGGCGGGGAGACGCCCUCGAUGAUCAACGGCACCAAUGCGACUAUGGCUGUGAAUAGCUGGAACUAUGUCCAGGUCUACGACAUCGCCUCCGGCAGCUGGUACAACCAGUCGACGAGCGGCAGCGUGGCCUCGCGCACGCAGUUCUGCGCCACCGUCCAGCACGAUCCGGCCUCCGCCUCGUACCAGAUCUAUGUGCUCGGCGGCGCCGACUAUCACUCCCAGGACGUGGUCACCGACGUGGACUACCUCUCCAUCCCAUCCUUUAAGUGGUACAACGCCGCCGGACUCAGUGAGGGCCGGAUGACGCUCAGCUGCCAGGCCUAUGGAAGGCAGAUCUUCGGGGUCGGCGGCCGUCUCGCCUGGGCUGACGAUUCAGACGCCGGUUGCUACACCAUGCCCGCGUUUAUCUACGAUGCGCAGUCGGAGGUGGUUCGGUCGGCGUUUGACCCCGGGUUAAUGACAUACUCUCUCUCCUCCGCUACCGCGGCGGACAUCAAGGCCUCGCCAUACCCGUCCAGUUGGGCCAGUCCAGCAUUGAAGAAUCUGUUCGUCUCGCAAACCAAUACUACAUCAGCAACAGCUUCGCCCUCUCCGACGAGCAGCAGCGGAGGAGGCUCACAAUCACACGCAGGAGCGAUAGCCGGCGGAGUGGUGGGCGGAGUGAUCGGUCUCGCUCUACUCCUCGCCUUGGGGUAUAUCUUCCUCCGACGGCGGCAUCGGGCUGUGCCCCAGACGGAGGAAAGCUUGCCGGUUGCUACAGGUAGUUGGGAGAAGGCAGAACUCCCCACCUCUGGGCAUACAGUCAGCGAGGUGUCGGGUGAAGCGGCGGCGAGCGAACUGGAGAGCGAGCAGCCUAUGACACGCCACGAGCUGGCGGGGGGCAAUGAACCUGUUUAUGAGUUGGAUGCGCAGGGAACGGGUCAGAGAUAAUGCUGAUUGUUCUUUUUUUUUUUUUGGAACACAACAGCGUCGAUGUGAUGCCACGAUGUACAGUGAAAAUGG
Aspergillus aculeatus ATCC 16872 is the source of this 1483-nucleotide messenger RNA. RefSeq lists its product as uncharacterized. Lineage: Eukaryota; Fungi; Ascomycota; Eurotiomycetes; Eurotiales; Aspergillaceae. Gene Ontology annotation, molecular function: protein binding. The record is from RefSeq and is a predicted model, not a curated record. Bases 53 to 1411 code for a protein of 452 amino acids. The transcript has 4 exons.